CAUUUCUCGUGGCCCGUGUGCGUGAAUUGUGAAGAUGAAUCAACCCGGUUGUUUGCCUGUGACAGCCAAAAUGCAAAGCAAAGCAAAGAAAGUGUUGGACGAAGCCCGCGAGACGAAGAAUCGCGAAAUAGAUCUGGUGGACCGUAAUAUUUCCAACUUCGAGGAAUUACCUGGAUUGCUAAAUAUGGUGUUUGUGACGAGAAUAACGCUGAGCCACAACAAACUAAAGAGUGUUCCGCCCGGCAUAGCGAACCUGAUAAACCUGGAAAUUUUGAACCUGUCCAACAACCAAAUCGUCGAACUGCCGCUGUCUUUAUCGUCGAUGCCGAAACUCCGAAUUUUGAACUGCUCCAUCAACAAGCUCGACACGUUGCCCCGGGGAUUUGGAGCGUUUCCGGUGCUAGAGGUGUUGGAUCUUUCGUACAAUAACUUGAAGGAGAGCGUUCUGCCAGGAAAUUUCUUCAUGAUGGAUUCGCUUCGUGCUCUCUAUCUCGGCGACAACGAGUUUGAGUAUUUGCCGCCGGAGAUAAAAAACCUGAAAAACCUGCAAAUCCUUGGUCUGCGCGAUAAUGAUCUGCUGGAGUUACCGCGUGAAAUUGGGGAACUGACGCGCAUCCGUGAGCUGCACAUUCAGAACAAUCGGUUGAGCGUGCUGCCCCCGGAGGUCGCCAAUCUAGACAUGCCGGGACCGAAGUCGGUGCUGAAGAUGGAGGAAAACCCGUGGGUGACGGCUAUUGCGGAACAGUAUCUGGUCGGAAUUAGCCAUGUCUUGGAGUACAUCAAGACCGAGGCGUACAGGAUCCUCUACAAUCGCCAUACGUCGGGCAGCAAAUCUUCGGGCAACAUUCCGCCAAAAUCUGACAAAUCCAAAAAGGCUUCCAGGGCUCGCUCUUAAGGAUGCCGGUUCGCGAAAGUCUCCGGUGACCAAAUGUUAUCUAUGUGCC
Molecule: messenger RNA, 944 nt
Organism: Anopheles bellator
Lineage: Eukaryota; Metazoa; Arthropoda; Insecta; Diptera; Culicidae
Product: ras suppressor protein 1-like
Exons: 6
Coding region: 35-895 (286 amino acids)
Molecular function (GO): protein binding
Source: RefSeq, a predicted model, not a curated record